Messenger RNA from Dermatophagoides pteronyssinus (European house dust mite), 1148 nucleotides. RefSeq names its product Actin-related protein 2/3 complex, subunit 2 (gene Arpc2). The record is from RefSeq and is a predicted model, not a curated record. Gene Ontology annotation, cellular component: Arp2/3 protein complex; actin cytoskeleton. Lineage: Eukaryota; Metazoa; Arthropoda; Arachnida; Sarcoptiformes; Pyroglyphidae. Gene Ontology annotation, molecular function: structural constituent of cytoskeleton; actin filament binding. Gene Ontology annotation, biological process: Arp2/3 complex-mediated actin nucleation; actin filament polymerization.
UUUGAUUAGCUAUCUGUUUUUUUUAAAAAUAAAUCAAUACAGCCUUCCAUUAGCCAAAAAAAAAAUAAUCAUCAUUUGCUGCAAUAAAUUAGCCAUUUGAAACAAAAAGAAUUUAUUUUUUCUUUCCAACACAAAAAUGAUUUUAUUAGAAUUCAAUAAUCGUGUUAUUGAAGAUAUUCUUCGUUUGAAAAUUUCUGAAUAUGAAAAAAAUAAUAAAGCCGAUUCAGUUGAAGUAACUGUUGCCGAUUUUGAUGGUGUUAUAUUUCAUAUUUCAAAUUUGAAUGGUGAUAAAACCAAAAUACGUAUCAGUAUUUCAUUAAAAUUUUAUAAAGAAUUACAACAAUAUGGUGCUGAUGAUCUACUCAAACGUGAAUAUGGUGAUUAUCUGAUGAAACCAGCCGAAGAUGGUUACAAUGUUACAUUAUUAUAUGAUUUAAAAAAUCUACCAACGGAUAAAGAAUCAAUGAUACAGAAAGCAUCAUUAUUAAAACGUAAUUGUUUUGCAUCGGUAUUUGAAAAAUAUUUUGAAUUUCAAGAAAAUGAUAUAAAAAAUAAUAAUCGUGCCGUUAUACAUUAUCGUGAUGAUGAAACAAUGUAUGUUGAAGCACAAUUAGAUCGUGUUACAGUUAUAUUUAGUACAAUAUUUAAAGAUGAAGAUGAUAUUGUAUUGGGUAAAGUAUUUAUGCAAGAAUUUAAAGAAGGUAGAAAAGCAUCACAUACAGCACCACAGGUAUUAUUUUCACAUCGUGAACCACCACGUGAAUUACAAGAUACUGAUGCACGUAUUGGUAAUAAUAUUGGUUAUAUAACAUUUGUAUUGUUUCCACGACAUACCUGUAAAGCAAAUAGAGAUAAUACAAUUAAUUUAAUACAUACAUUUCGUGAUUAUCUUCAUUAUCAUAUAAAAUGUUCAAAAGCAUAUAUACAUUCACGUAUGCGUGCAAAAACAUCUGAUUUUCUAAAAGUUUUAAAUCGUGCCCGGCCGGAAAAAAUUGAAAAAGAAAAACGUAAUAUUAAGGGUAAAAUUAUGAACAUUCGUUGAUGGAAAUCAUCCAGAAAAAAUUGGAAGCAAAAAUCAAGAAAUUCACAAAAGCAAUAUUCAAAUUUUAUAAUCAUGACACAUCAUUUACCAUGGAAUUUCUUUUAUC